AAAAAGUUCUACUUAUUUGGGCGCCGUCCUAGAGAGUGUCACAUGUUUCUGUUUCUAAUACGGUUGAGUGGGCAAAGAGAAUCGGAGAAGAAUGGCUGGUGAAGAUUCGGGAAAUCCAGUGCCGUCGACGCCAGAAUCGCCGACAUCUGCAGGAUUUAACACGGAUCAAUUGCCCCAUGACAGUAGCCACUCGUCGGAUGAGGAAGAGGCGGCGGUGGAUCCUGAGAUAAUUAGAGACGAGGCGGAUGAGGUAGAUGAAGAGGAAGACGAAGGAGAAGAUCUGUACAAUGAUAAUUUCAUGGAUGAUUAUAGGAGGAUGGAUGGGCAAGACCAGUACGAGUCGAUUGGGUUGGAUGAGUCUAUGGAGGAUGAGAGAGAUUUGGAUCAGAUCAUGCUGGAUCGUAGGGCUGCCGAGUUGGAGCUUGAUGCCCGUGAGGCUCGCCUCUCCAAUCGCAAGCUUCCCCAGCUUCUGCAUGACCAGGAUACAGAUGAUGACAAUUAUAGGCCUUCUAAGCGGUCAAGAGCUGAUUUCAGGCCUCCAGCUGCAGCAAGAAGCUACGAUGACACUGAUGGAAUGCAGAGUUCACCAGGAAGGUCACAGCAAGGCCCCUCAAGGGAUGAUGUACCCAUGACUGAUCGAACUGAUGAUUACCCUUACGAGGAUGAAGAUGAUGAUCAAGGCGAGUUUGAGAUGUACCGUGUUCAGGGAACAUUGAGAGAGUGGGUUACUAGAGAUGAAGUGCGUCGCUUCAUUUUCAAGAAGUUCAGGGAUUUCUUACUUACGUAUGUGAACCCAAAAAAUGGACAUGGGGACGUUGAAUAUGUACGCCUCAUAAAUGAGAUGGUGUCAGCUAACAAGUGCAGCUUGGAGAUUGAUUAUAAACAGUUCAUUUCUGUUCAUCCUAAUAUUGCAAUCUGGCUGGCUGAUGCCCCCCAAUCUGUCCUAGAAGUUAUGGAAGAUGUUGCCCAAAGGGUGGUCUUUGAUUUGCAUCCAAACUACAAGAACAUCCAGCAAAAGAUAUAUGUCCGCAUUACAAACCUUCCAAUUUAUGAUCGAAUUCGGGAUAUUAGGCAAAUCCAUUUGAACACCAUGGUUCGCAUUGGGGGUGUUGUGACUAGACGCACUGGGGUCUUUCCCCAGUUGCAACAGGUAAAAUACGAUUGCAACAAGUGUGGAGCAAUUUUGGGACCAUUCUUUCAAAAUUCAUAUUCAGAGGUCAAGGUUGGUUCCUGCCCUGAAUGCCAAUCAAAAGGGCCAUUCACUGUCAACAUUGAGCAGACGGUAUAUAGGAACUACCAGAAGCUCACACUCCAAGAAAGCCCAGGAACUGUGCCUGCAGGAAGGCUUCCAAGAUACAAGGAAGUAAUAUUGCUUAAUGAUCUAAUUGAUUGUGCCCGUCCUGGGGAAGAAAUUGAAGUCACAGGCAUUUACACAAAUAAUUUUGACAUGUCAUUGAACACAAAAAAUGGAUUUCCUGUCUUUGCCACCGUGGUUGAGGCAAACUAUGUUACAAAGAAACAGGAUCUCUUUUCUGCCUAUAAACUUACUCAGGAAGAUAAGGAAGAGAUUGAGAAGUUGGCCAAGGAUACACAAAUAGGAGAAAGGAUUAUCAAGUCCAUUGCCCCUUCAAUCUAUGGUCAUGAGGACAUAAAAACUGCAAUAGCUCUUGCUAUGUUUGGGGGACAGGAGAAAAAUAUAGAAGGGAAACAUCGACUCCGUGGAGACAUCAAUGUACUACUUUUAGGUGAUCCAGGCACGGCAAAAUCGCAAUUUCUCAAAUAUGUUGAAAAGACCGGGCAGAGAGCUGUUUAUACUACUGGCAAAGGAGCUUCUGCCGUGGGGCUCACAGCAGCGGUGCACAAGGAUCCAGUCACAAGGGAGUGGACCCUUGAAGGAGGAGCCCUUGUUUUAGCUGACAAAGGGAUUUGUCUUAUUGAUGAGUUUGAUAAGAUGAAUGAUCAAGACAGGGUGAGUAUCCAUGAAGCAAUGGAGCAGCAAAGCAUUAGCAUAUCAAAAGCUGGGAUAGUUACUUCUCUCCAAGCUCGUUGCUCUGUCAUUGCAGCAGCAAAUCCGAUUGGAGGAAGAUACGAUUCCUCGAAAACUUUUUCUCAAAAUGUUGAGUUGACGGAUCCCAUCAUCUCCCGUUUUGACAUUCUAUGUGUUGUUAAGGAUGUUGUUGACCCUGUAACAGAUGAGAUGCUUGCAAAGUUUGUAGUUGACAGCCACUUCAGGUCCCAACCUAAGGGUGCUAAUAUAGAUGACAAAGCCUUCAGCGAUUCUCAAGAAGAGACUCAAGCUUCUGCUGGACCAGCUGAUUCAAAGAUUCUUUCUCAAGAAUUGCUAAGGAAAUAUGUAACAUAUGCCAAAUUGAAUGUAUUCCCAAGGUUCCAUGACAAAGAUAUGGCUAAGCUUACUAAAGUUUAUGCUGAUCUGCGAAAAGAAUCUUCUCGUGGACAAGGUGUCCCUAUAGCAGUGAGGCAUAUAGAAUCGAUGAUCAGGAUGUCUGAAGCACAUGCCAGAAUGCACCUCAGGCAGCAUGUCACAGAAGAAGAUGUGGACAUGGCUAUUCGGGUCCUUCUUGAGUCAUUCAUUUCAACACAGAAGUUUGGGGUGCAGAAAGCCCUACGAAAGAGCUUCAGGCAAUACAUAACUUUCAAGAAGGACUACGAUGGACUGCUACUUGUACUUCUAAGAGAGCUUGUGAAUAAUGCAAUUCGCUUUGAAGAAAUACUUUCUGGAUCAACUUCAGGGCUUACCUAUGUUGAUGUGAAAGUAGCAGAUCUGCAAGCCAAGGUGUACAAGAACUUCAAGUUUUUAUUUACUAAUGAUGUUAGACUUGUGGACACUUACCAUAUUUAUAUUUGGAUUUUAAUUACAUUUUUUGUGCAGGCUGAAGAGUAUGAAAUCACUAAUUUGGAAGGCUUCUUUUCUAGCUCCGAAUUUAGAGCCUACUACGAGUUGGACGAACAAAGAAGAGUUAUUAGGCAUCACCUUGCAGGUGAUGACAAACCAUAGCUGCGACAUUACAUGGACAGAUAGCUCCUGUGAUGCCAGUGGGUGAUAACUACUAUGUAUGGGGAGGCCAACCAACUUUUGUGACGAUGCUAGUUGACUCAAAUCACAAACCUCAGAUUCUGCUACUGUAGGCACAUUUUAUUUGAUGACUAAAAUGAUGCGUAUUCUGUCGUUGAUUUUGUUUUAAGUAAAUGUGUUCAAACAGGAAUUUACUGCCAGCAAGGACUUUUGGUUUACAUUGUCAUCCUCACUUCUGUUGUCUCUCUUUGUGAAGGGAAUUGUGGGCUUGGUUGGAUUCUCAUUCUGAUAAAUGAUGUAGCCUUUUCUAGAG
This is a messenger RNA of Durio zibethinus, 3347 nucleotides long. The record is from RefSeq and is a predicted model, not a curated record. Lineage: Eukaryota; Viridiplantae; Streptophyta; Magnoliopsida; Malvales; Malvaceae.